Lepus europaeus (European hare) is the source of this 1084-nucleotide messenger RNA. It is a transcript of the gene NTAN1, whose product is annotated as N-terminal asparagine amidase. The transcript is spliced from 10 exons. Gene Ontology annotation, cellular component: nucleus. NCBI's taxonomy places the organism in Eukaryota, Metazoa, Chordata, Mammalia, Lagomorpha, Leporidae. Gene Ontology annotation, molecular function: protein-N-terminal asparagine amidohydrolase activity. Bases 38 to 970 code for a protein of 310 amino acids. Gene Ontology annotation, biological process: ubiquitin-dependent protein catabolic process. The record is from RefSeq and is a predicted model, not a curated record.
GCGGCCCGGGGCUGGGGAGGCCGCCUCCGCCUCCGCGAUGCCGCUGCUGGUGGAGGGGCGGCGAGUGCGGCUGCCGCAGUCCGCCGGGGACCUGGUCCGAGCCCACCCGUCUCUGGAGGAAAGAGCCAGACUUCUCAGAGGUCAGUGUGUUCAACCAGUGGGACCCCAGGGCCUUCUGUAUGUUCAGCAAAGAGAGCUGGCAGUGACCUCCCCAAAGGAUGGCUCCAUCUCCAUUCUGGGUUCUGAUGAUGCCACCACUUGUCACAUUGUGGUCCUGAGGCACACAGGUAACGGGGCCACCUGCCUGACACACUGUGAUGGAACCGACACCAAAGCCGAGGUCCCCUUGAUCAUGAACUCCAUAAAGUCCUUUCCCGACCACUCUGAAUGUGGCAGGCUGGAGGUGCACCUCGUGGGAGGCUUCAGUGACGACAGGCAGCUGUCACAAAAACUCACGCAUCAACUCCUUAGUGAAUUUGACAAACAGGAAGAUGACAUUCAUUUAGUGACAUUAUGUGUCACAGAAUUAAAUGACCGGGAAGAAAAUGAAAACCACUUUCCAAUCAUUUAUGGCAUUGCUGUCAACAUUAAAACUGCAGAGAUUUACCGAGCCUCCUUCCGAGACCGAGGUCCCGAGGAGGAGCUGCGCGCUGCGCGGGCGUUGGCCGGGGGACCAAUGAUUAGCAUUUAUGAUGCAAAGACAGAACAACUUCGAAUAGGACCGUAUUCCUGGAUGCCAUUUCCACAUGUGGAUUUCUGGUUGCAGCAAGAUGAUAAGCAAAUACUAGAGAACCUUUCCACUUCACCUUUGGCCGAGCCCCCCCACUUUGUUGAACACAUUAGAUCUACCUUGAUGUUUUUAAAAAAAUACCCAUCUCCAACUAACACACUGUUUCCUGGAAAUAAAGCUCUACUCUACAGAAAAAAUGAAGAUGGCUUAUGGGAAAAGAUCACUUCUCCAGGAAGCUGAAAAUAGGAAUUACCAAAGACCAGUGUGGGGGCUGGAAGAGCAUGGACUUGGGGUCUACAGCCGUUGAGUCGUAGGUCUCUUUCCUUACUUUGAAAAUAAAAUCUUAUUUUGGCA